This is a messenger RNA of Daucus carota subsp. sativus, 1670 nucleotides long. Its product is annotated as benzaldehyde dehydrogenase, mitochondrial-like. The record is from RefSeq and is a predicted model, not a curated record. NCBI's taxonomy places the organism in Eukaryota, Viridiplantae, Streptophyta, Magnoliopsida, Apiales, Apiaceae. Gene Ontology annotation, molecular function: aldehyde dehydrogenase (NAD+) activity. The transcript is spliced from 11 exons. Bases 35 to 1636 code for a protein of 533 amino acids.
UUGUGGUGUUAGAAUUUUAAUUGUGCACUGAAUCAUGGCAGCUCGAAGGAUCUCAUCUCUCGUUACUCAUCAACGUUCAUUCUCUCCUUCCAUUGCCUUGCUCUCCUCUGGGAGGCUAUGUCACCGCAUUUCCCAGUACAGCACUUCUACAAUUGAGGAGCCAGUGAAGCCACCUGUAGAAGUAAAUUAUUCGAAACUUCUGAUUGAUGGACAAUUCGUUGAUGCUGUAUCAGGAAAAACAUUUCCAACAAUAGACCCUAGAACGGGAGAGGUGAUUGCUCAUGUUGCUGAAGGUGAUAAAGAAGAUAUUGACAUAGCUGUAGCGGCUGCUCGAAAGGCUUUCAGUAAAGGACCAUGGCCUAAAAUGAUUGCUUAUGAUAGAUCAAAUAUAUUAUUGAGGUUUGCGGAUUUACUAGAGAAACAUAAUGAUGAGAUUGCUGCCCUUGAGAGUUGGGACACUGGAAAACCAUUUAAACAGAGUGCUCUCGUUGAAGUACCAAUGCUCACGCGUUUCUUCCGAUAUUAUGCAGGCUGGGCGGAUAAAAUCCAAGGCCUCACUGUUCCUGUUGACGGUUCAUAUCACUGUCAAACUCUGCAUGAACCGAUUGGCGUUUGUGGACAGAUUAUUCCUUGGAACUUUCCGCUUCUUAUGUAUGGUUGGAAGGUUGCCCCUGCAUUAGCAUGUGGUAACACUGUUGUUAUGAAGACAGCAGAGCAAACACCACUAUCUGCACUGUAUGUAUCAAACCUACUUCUUGAGGCUGGCCUUCCCCCAGGAGUUUUGAACAUUGUUUCUGGGCAUGGGAAUGGUGCUGGUGCUGCUUUAUGCCUCCAUAUGGAUGUGGACAAGCUUGCUUUUACCGGAUCGACUGAAACUGGCAAGAAAGUACUUGCUGCAUCAGCUGAUAGCAAUUUAAAGGCGGUGACUUUAGAACUUGGAGGGAAGUCCCCUUUUAUUGUAUGUGAGGAUGCAAACAUUGAUGAAGCGGUUGAACUAGCCCACGAAGCUCUCUUCUUUAACAUGGGGCAAUGCUGUUGUGCAGGCUCCCGUACAUAUGUUCACGAGCGGGUAUAUGAUGAAUUCGUAGAGAAAGCAAAAGCUCGUGCACAAAAUCGUGUUGUUGGUGAUCCAUUUAGGGAUGGAACUGAACAAGGUCCUCAGAUUGACUCUGCUCAAUACGAAAAGAUCCUGUAUUAUAUAAGAUCUGGAAUUGAUUGUGGAGCUAAGCUUGAAACUGGUGGUGAUAAAAUUGGCGAGAAGGGAUUCUAUCUUAAGCCUACCGUAUUCUCUAACGUUCAGGAUGAUAUGAUGAUUGCACAAGAUGAGAUCUUCGGUCCAGUUCAGAGCAUACUAAAAUUCAAGACUUUGGAUGAAGUGAUAGAAAGGGCGAACGCCACUCGAUAUGGACUUGCUGCAGGAGUGUUUACGCGGAGCCUUGAGACUGCCAACACAAUGAUGCGUGCAUUGAGAGCUGGAACAGUUUGGAUCAACUGUUAUGAUACAUUUGACGCUGCAAUACCUUUCGGUGGAUAUAAAAUGAGUGGUCUUGGCAGAGAAAAGGGUGUUUAUGGUUUGAAUAACUACUUGCAAGUUAAGGCUGUGGUUAUGCCGGUAAAGAAUCCUGCAUGGUUGUAGGCAAGGAGAAGGGCUUGCGAUGUAUCCUUCGUGC